AUGAGCGGUCUUCCAUUUGGCUUCGUCUAUGAUGAGCGUAUGCUAGAGCACAAAUGCGGAUACGAUGACACAAUGCAAGAGCGCCCUGAACGGAUGUUACGCAUCUACAAUCGCUUGCAACAGGAUGGACUAUUGAAAGGAGCCAUGAAGGUAGAGGCCCGAAAAGCCACAGAUGCUGAACUCAUGCUCAAUCACCCAGGUGAUCUCGUUCGGGAACUAGAGGAACUCAAAACUGAUGAAGAGUGUGAGGAGUACUGCAAAGACAAAGAAAUUCUCUGGCUCUGCUCAAAAAGUGCCGAAGUAGCUCGUGUUGCUGCUGGUGGAACGAUAGAGCUAGUAAAAGCGAACAUUGAGGGCAGAGUCGGAAACUCGUUCGCGAUUGUUCGUCCACCUGGACAUCACGCUUUCGCGAAAACCCCACAGGGGUACUGUGUUUUCAACAAUGUUGCCAUCGCGGCCAAAUUCGCUACCGAACAUCUUGGGAUUAAAAAGGUGGCUGUGGUGGACUUUGACUAUCAUGCGGGCAAUGGGACCCAUUACUGCUUGAGAGGAGAUCCACAAUUUCACUUCACCUCAUUCCAUGCCUUUCACCACGGAUCAUUCUGGCCGUACAGCUCCGAGUUUGACUACAACACGGAAUACAAAAAUACUCUCAUGUUCCCCUUAAAUGGAGCGAUGAAUACCGAAUGUGAUUUCGUGAGCGCUUUCCACCACAUUCUGUUGCCUAUGCUGCGGACGUGGAAACCACAGCUUGUCCUCGUCUCUGCUGGCUUUGACUCCGGCUACUAUGAUCUACAAAGGGAAAAAGGGCAAGGAGUGAAGGCCCAUGGGUAUGGUCACAUGGUUCGCUUACUCAAUGAGAUAUGCCCAAAUCGAAUUGUUGCUGUGCUGGAAGGAGGCUACUACCCGACUAACUAUACUGAAGCCGCAUCGAUGAUGGUUCGAGGGUUGCAGGGUCUUCCCCUUCCAAACCUGAAUCUCGGUCGACUUUCACCUGCUUUCAAAGAAACUAUGUGGAAUAAUAUUGUCCAUCACUCAUCACGAUAUCCACUGUUACAAGAGUGGCUUGAAAAGCUGCAGGCAAAUCAGCAGAAGCACGACCUUCCAGAAUACAAGCUUCCCCCAACAUACUUCCUUGGAAAAGGCAUGCGUGAAUUAUACGAAGAAACGAAACGAACUCGUGCAGUCCGAACUCGGGAAUGGUUUCCGGAUUUGAACAUAGAACAGAAGAAAAGUUGCGAUGAGGCUAUCGCAGCUUAUAUCAAAAUGUAUGACUACUCCGUGCCAAGUAGCGAUCCUUCGGAGCAGUUCCUAUUGGAACAAAUGACGUGGACUGAACGAUCUAGCGUUGAAGCCUUCGCACAUAGUGCACCUAUUUGCUUGUUCUUCGUACGGGAAUUUACGGACUUUGUGGAAGGAAAGAGGAAAUCGACGAUGAUCUGCGAUCGCGAGCUCAUGGCUGGCCAAUGUUUGACGCGUUCUUGUGAACAACUAUUUGAAUUCGCCAUUCAGUGA
This is a messenger RNA of Necator americanus (New World hookworm), 1515 nucleotides long. RefSeq lists its product as uncharacterized. The record is from RefSeq and is a predicted model, not a curated record. Gene Ontology annotation, cellular component: histone deacetylase complex. Gene Ontology annotation, molecular function: histone deacetylase activity; transcription factor binding. The transcript is spliced from 13 exons. Bases 1 to 1515 code for a protein of 504 amino acids. Gene Ontology annotation, biological process: negative regulation of transcription by RNA polymerase II. NCBI's taxonomy places the organism in Eukaryota, Metazoa, Nematoda, Chromadorea, Rhabditida, Ancylostomatidae.